Emys orbicularis (European pond turtle) is the source of this 1605-nucleotide messenger RNA. It is a transcript of the gene WDFY2, whose product is annotated as WD repeat and FYVE domain containing 2. The transcript has 12 exons. The record is from RefSeq and is a predicted model, not a curated record. Gene Ontology annotation, cellular component: early endosome. NCBI's taxonomy places the organism in Eukaryota, Metazoa, Chordata, Testudines, Emydidae. Gene Ontology annotation, molecular function: metal ion binding; protein binding. Bases 106 to 1308 code for a protein of 400 amino acids. Gene Ontology annotation, biological process: positive regulation of protein phosphorylation; positive regulation of fat cell differentiation.
AGGGAUUCUACAGGGCACAAGCCGCGGUCCCUCCUCCUUCUCCUUCUCUUGUUGCUGCAGACCGGCGCCGCCCCCUGCCGCAGCCGGAGCCCGCCGGCGCUGCCCAUGGCCGCUGAGAUCCAGCCCAAGGCGCUGACCCGCAAGCCCGUCCUGCUCAGCAAGGUGGAGGGUUCCCAGGAUGUAGUGAGCAUGGCCGCGAUCGUGCCCAAAGAGGACGGGGUCAUCAGCGUCUCCGAGGACAGAACUGUCCGUGUGUGGCUGAAGAGAGAGAGUGGACAAUAUUGGCCUAGCAUAUACCAUGCAAUGCCAUCUCCAUGUUCAUGCAUGUCUUUUAACCCGGAAACAAGAAGGCUGUCCGUAGGUCUAGACAAUGGUUCAAUCUCAGAGUUUAUUUUAUCAGAAGAUUACAACAAGAUGACACCAGUCAAAAGUUACCAGGCUCACCAAGGCAGGGUUAUGAUGAUUCUGUUUGUCCUGGAGAUGGAAUGGGUGUUAAGCACAGGACAGGACAAGCAAUUCACAUGGCACUGCUCGGAGAGUGGGCAGCGGCUCGGAGGGUAUCGCACCAGUGCAGGGGCCUGCGGCCUGCAAUUUGAUGUUGAGACCCGACAUGUGUUUAUAGGUGAUCAUUCUGGGCAGGUAACCAUUCUCAAACUAGAACAAGAGAACUGCAGCCUUGUCACAACAUUUAAGGGACAUACAGGUGGUGUCACUGCUCUUUGUUGGGACCCAGUGCAGCGAGUUUUGUUCUCAGGCAGUUCGGAUCAUUCCAUUAUUAUGUGGGACAUAGGAGGAAGAAAAGGAACAGCCAUUGAAUUACAAGGACACAACGAUAAAGUUCAGUGUCUCUCCUAUGCUCCCCACACAAGACAGCUCAUCUCUUGUGGUGCAGAUGGUGGAAUUGUUAUCUGGAAUAUGGAUGUUGAGAGACAGGAGACACCGGAGUGGUUGGACAGUGACUCUUGUCAAAAGUGUGACCAGCCUUUCUUCUGGAAUUUCAAACAGAUGUGGGACAGUAAGAAAAUAGGCCUUAGACAGCAUCACUGCCGGAAGUGUGGGAAAGCAGUGUGUGGCAAAUGCAGCUCUAAGCGCUCCUCCAUACCACUGAUGGGAUUUGAGUUUGAAGUGAGAGUCUGCGAUAGCUGUCACGAAUCGAUAACGGAUGAGGAACGUGCACCCACAGCUACUUUCCAUGACAGUAAGCACAACAUUGUCCAUGUACACUUUGACGCAACCAGGGGAUGGUUAUUGACUUCCGGGACAGACAAGAUUAUUAAGUUGUGGGAUAUGACACCAGUAGUGUCUUGAUGAUACGUCAGUGGAACUUAAAAGGUGGUAUUUACUGAAGAAACAGAUUUCCUAACCCUAAUCGUAUUGCAGAAGAUAAACGCUGUGUGUAUAUGGCAGAUAAGGAAGGAGCUAACACCUCUGUGAUGAUUUUUCAAGUCAUCGGCUAGAUCAAGGGGUGAACAUUUGCACGAAGACUCUAUUUCAACUUUGUUCUCAAAAUAUCCGAGAAGGUAUUUUUUUAACUAACGGUUUGUACGAUCUGGCUAUGUUCAGUUAUUUUGAGUUUAUCUGGAAAAUCUGUGUGCAGUGCAAUUU